Messenger RNA from Brienomyrus brachyistius, 2364 nucleotides. It is a transcript of the gene foxg1c, whose product is annotated as forkhead box G1c. Gene Ontology annotation, cellular component: nucleus. The record is from RefSeq and is a predicted model, not a curated record. Gene Ontology annotation, biological process: regulation of transcription by RNA polymerase II. Bases 448 to 1383 code for a protein of 311 amino acids. The transcript has 2 exons. NCBI's taxonomy places the organism in Eukaryota, Metazoa, Chordata, Actinopteri, Osteoglossiformes, Mormyridae. Gene Ontology annotation, molecular function: DNA-binding transcription factor activity; sequence-specific double-stranded DNA binding.
GAGUUACACCUCAAGCUCACCUGUCAGCUCUGUUGCAGGAAGCCGCCUUGCCUCGGGACAGACGCAUGUAAGAGCUGGGAGCCGCUGCAGGGGUUAGACGGUGUCAUGUGAUUAUAUUAACAUACGCGUUUGUUUGUUUGCUUACGGUUGUUCGCAGUCAUCGGUGCAUUCACUCGAGCACUUAUUUAUCACAGUCGUUUGUAACUGGCAUUUGGUCAAGUUAUUGUGUAAAUAAAAGGAAGACGACGAUUGAAGAAGGCGGUUCCAGCGGGCAAGACGCAGGUACCGGCCAGCAAAGGAGUUUUUGUCCGGUGCGGACCGCAUAGCGAUGUCUGUAAUGACAACGAAACCGACGACAUAAAAGCAUGUGACUUUCGAAAAAAGUUACGGACCAGCGGGAAGAAUGCCGGCGAAAAAGAAGCCAAAAACAACGACGGUGGCAGCAUAAUGAAGGCGGACGAAAAUGAUGGGGAAAUUAAGUUUGAGAAGCCUCCAUUCAGCUACAACGCACUGAUAAUGAUGGCGAUACGCCAAAGUCCAGAUCGGCGCCUAACCCUGAACGGCAUCUACGAAUUCAUCAUGGGCAACUUCCCAUAUUACCGCGACAAUAAACAAGGCUGGCAGAACUCGAUCCGUCACAACUUGAGCCUAAAUAAAUGCUUCGUAAAAGUGCCUCGACACUAUGACGACCCGGGCAAAGGGAAUUACUGGAUGCUGGACCCCUCGAGCGACGACGUUUUUAUUGGCGGUGCAACUGGUAAGCUCAGGCGGCGCUCCAACGCCGCUUCACGGGCAAAACUAGCCUUUAAAAGGGGCUCUCGCUUAGCCACCACUAAUCCAGCCGGAUUUGCAAUCACUGGGUCUUUUUAUUGGCCUGGACCUCCUCUUAUAACUUUCCGACAGUCCGCACAACCACACUCGGGCUCAGCGCUCAGCUACGGCUCAUCAUACUUUGGUUCGCAUCCCGGAAACGCAUCUUCACACCACCUAUGCACUCCGACCGCCGGGGCUGAGCGACUGCUGCAUGCCCACCAGGAGAGCCCUCCUUUUGCUGCAAGGGGGUAUAAUUCCCGAUUCCACCACAUGGCUUCAGCUACAUCGUUCGCCUCCCCUGCUUUGCCAUGCUCCGUGUCUCUACACAGCCCCUGCUCAUUAAGUCUGUUCCCCGGCUCUGCGAGCUAUUUCUGCUCGCACCAGACCCAUACAGCACCGCUAUAUCCAGUUUCUCAAGGUGAGGCCUUGCAGGCCAAAACAUUUGCAGUCGGACAGUUUUUACCGAGUAGGAAUGGGUCACCGGAUUACUUCGGGAGUCUGUGUGCCGAGUUUCCAAAUUACUUAACUCAAAACUGCCCCACAGGCCCCCUUAACACCAUUUUCCCUUGAAAACUACGGAAAAGCUCCCCUGUAAUAACUGACUGUCGAGUUUGCUGCUAUUAUGUUUCACGCAUUUAUGCCCACGGGCUGUAGAAACGUGCUCAGCUGUCCUAACUUGACAACCUUUUCUUUUCUUUUUUCCACGACGAAUAUUAUUGUUUCAUUUAACAAAGUGUGCAUGGGUUUUAUUUUGGCACGUUCAGAUUAAACGUUUAAUAUCUUCAUCAUCAACAAUUUCAACAGCAUCUGCUUAUUAACAGUUCUACUAAUAAUUACAAUAUAACGACAAUAGAAAUAAAAAUAAAUGUACAUAUAUAAAUACACAUUUUAUAUAUAAAAUGUGGAAGCAGGGAUAUGUCUCGAUGUCGUUCUUUAAUAUCAUAAAGUUUAAGACAUUAAUACGCCCAAAAAUUAGGUUUGCAUCAGGCAUAAUAGACAUUGGUUAAAUUAAAAACAACCUUAAACAACUGGGAAAAUCCGAAGUUUAAAUAGGCUAAUGGUUGUAAUCUGUUUGUGCUGAGGAGAGUUGAACUUCGUCAUGAAAGCAAUUUCUCAUUUUUCUUUGAUUAAAAAGUUACCAUGCAUUUAUGAAUCAUUUUUCAAUUGCUCAUAAUUGGUUUAAUGAUAAUAACAAUUAUCACUUUUGAUAAUAAUUAUCUAAAAGCUAAAUUUUCAGGGGAAAUAUAGUGUAUGGCAUUUUAGGCCUGUUGUUUUAAGUCUUACCAACAUAAGCAAUUUAAAAACUGAUCUUUUAAAAUGUUGCAUGCGCUGCAGCAAAUAAGCUAUAAUUUUGAUCACCGGCAAAUGGUGCUGUUCGUAAUAUAUGUUCAUAUUAUCCAAGAUGAACGAUAACCGUUGUUUUGGUGUUUUAAUCGUAUUAAAAUUGUUUCAGAGUUGUUUCCGCUGUGGUCUGAAAUACAUGUAGCUCAUGUACUGCGUUUAAAAUACUUUGGGAAAAUUAGUCCGUUAAAACUUACAUUUAGUUUUACA